AAGCUAAAAUUCAACACAUUAACAUUAUUUAAUUAACAUAUUUACAGUAAUUACCUGUAGCUCAUGACUUUAACAGGUGAUAAUUACCUGCUAGCUAACCUGAACACCGUAUUAACCUCAAACCAGAAAAUGGACGCCUGCAUUAAACCGUUGUGCUUCGAGCUGCUGUCAGAAGUAGGCGAAGGCUCCUACGCUAAAGUGUACAAAGCCAGAGAGGUGGGGGAGGAGCAGCGCCUCCUAGCGGUGAAGAAAUUCAAUUUCCACGCAAGCGCUUCAGACAAUGGCAUCCCCGCCUUCAUCAUCCGGGAGGUGUCGCUGCUGCGUAAGAUGAAAUCCUUCAACCAUCCCAACAUUAUCAAGCUUUUGGAUGCAUCGGUUGAACCAGUGGGCCACAGCCUGGACCUGACACUGGUGUUAGAAUACAUCGACCAGGACCUGUCCACCUACCUCUCCAAGGUUCCUGCUGCUGGAAUGAGUUCUGACUGUAUUAAGAAUGUGAUGCUGCAGCUGCUGCAGGGUUUGGACUUCUUACACACUAACAUGGUGCUGCACCGUGACCUGAAACCAGAAAAUGUCCUGAUCAGCAGCCGAGGAGAAGUUAAAAUUGCUGACUUUGGAAUGGCACGCAUCUACACCUUCAAUAUUGCUCUCACUCCAGAGGUGGUGACACUCUGGUACAGAGCUCCCGAGGUGCUGCUGAGGUCUGUCUACAUGUCCUCUGUGGACAUGUGGAGUGCUGGCUGCAUCUUUGCUGAGCUCUUCCUCUUGAGACCGCUGUUUCAGGCUUUUACAGAGGUGCAGCAGCUGCAAAAAAUAUUUGAGUUUAUUGGUUUUCCUGGUGCUGAGGACUGGCCGACCGACAGCCCGUUCUCAUACUCAUUCAGCUGGGGACCAAAGGUUUCCCGCAACAUGCCGCUGCACAUCCUGGGCCCAGAGGAGAACGACCUGCUGGCUAAAUGUUUGACAUUCAGUCCCAGCAGCCGCAUCUCAGCUGCUGAAGCUCUGGCUCAUCCUUUCUUCACACGGCACUGAAGAAAACCUUCGCCACACUCACCAGUCUCAUGCCAUAACAUCCAUCGUUGUUCAGAGUUUUUGGACUGUUCGAAAAACAUCAUGAGGGUCUUCUGAUUUUUGUGUAACACUCCCAUGAUCGACCAUUUGUAUUAACACUUUAAUUUUUUAUCGAACUGGCAAAACAAUUCUUUAUAAUUUAAAUUCCACAAGCCAUUUCACAGUUAAUGCUGCUUCUUUUUUUUUGUUGAACGUUACCUCGAAAAAUUCUGUUUAAAAACACUAUUAUGAGGAUUUGAACGUUGAGUUAGUUAAUCUUGUUUCACCAAAGCUUUGACUUGUAAACACGGGAGGAAAUUGCCUUCUUUUAUUUAAUUUUAUGUUUUUGUUUGUUUUUCUGAAGAAAAUUAUGGUGCAAUAACUGGAAUAGGUCACACCUGUGUUUAUGUUACAUUUUUUGAGUUUGUUUUUUUUACCACUCAAGUUGCACUGUUCAUUUGAGAAACAUUUCUAUAAACAAUUGCCUCACAGAUCAGUGCCUGCAUUUCAGUACAACACCAGAAGUCUGUACUGUAUGCUGCUAUCAGCCUGCCCUUUGUAACUGCACAGUUUGAACAGAUGGGGGCAGUGUGGAGAUAUUUCCUACACCGUUAUGUGGAGGAUAAAUUGAAAACCACAAAGAAAUAAAGGGUAAGUUCAACCAAAUUCCCCCCCAAAAAACUGAUAGUCCUAAGGCAAUAACAUAAAU
Solea solea (common sole) is the source of this 1759-nucleotide messenger RNA. It is a transcript of the gene cdk21, whose product is annotated as cyclin-dependent kinase 21. The transcript is spliced from 8 exons. Gene Ontology annotation, cellular component: nucleus; cytoplasm; cyclin-dependent protein kinase holoenzyme complex. Gene Ontology annotation, biological process: G1/S transition of mitotic cell cycle; regulation of gene expression; protein phosphorylation. Lineage: Eukaryota; Metazoa; Chordata; Actinopteri; Pleuronectiformes; Soleidae. The record is from RefSeq and is a predicted model, not a curated record. Bases 64 to 1032 code for a protein of 322 amino acids. Gene Ontology annotation, molecular function: ATP binding; cyclin binding; cyclin-dependent protein serine/threonine kinase activity.